AUGACUGAAUUUGUUCAAUAUGAGGUUGUUAUCACUUUGAAAGAUAACAGUACAGCAAGAGGAACCAUUUCUUAUGUUGACGAGAAACUGAUCACUCUAUCCAAUGCCUUGACAUCAACAGAUCGGAAAAUUCAGCCCCUGGUGGAGUUUUUAAACACAGACAUUGCUGAUUUAAAAGUGUCGCAACUUCCUCCCUAUAGACCCAAAUCCAAUGACCAACAGAAAAAGAGUAAGAAGCAAAAGAAUGAAGAUAUUGUAGACGAUGCAAUUGUCUACUCGUCCAAACCUUCGCGUUCUAAUACUCCCAAACCUGAGAAAUCAAAAUCAAAGUCAAAAUCGAGAACUGAAAGUUCCGACUUGGAACCGGAGUCCAUUGAGAAUGUCAAAAACGAGGAAUUUGAUUUUGAGGCUAAUUUGGCCAUGUUUGAUAAAAAGGCUGUUUUUGAGGAUUUCAAGAAAAAUGACCAUACAAGUAUUAGCGAUCGACUCGUGGGCCAUAAUAAAGUUGAGAAACCAGCCAAGCAAAAGAAACAAAAGUAUGACAAUGAUGAAAUGGUGUUGCAAGACGUUGCCAGGGAUAAUUGGGAUCAAAUUGGCAAAUCGCAAGAAAAUUCAAGAACAAACACCCCGAAAUCUGAUGGUGUUAAAACCCAAGGUAGAGCACAACAGAAUCCUACAGAAGCAAGAAAUAGGAAUUUCAAGUUGAUAAAUUCUGAAAAUGCCUCUCCUAUUCAAUCAGCAUCACCAGUACAGCUUUUAGAAAUUGAGCGAUUAUCAUCUGACAAUUUCGGUGUGACACCAGCAAUGAUGGCGGAAAUAUGUGCUACUAACUUGAGCAAACUUAUCAUCGAUCGUUGUCUUGGUGGAUCAGUUAGAUUGAGCAAUAAGAAAAAUCACAACUUGCCUCCAUUGGUUCUUUUGUUGGUUGGUAGUGGACGAUGUGGGAGCAGAGCAUUUGCAACUGGUCGUCAUUUAAGUAAUCACGGAGUCAGAGUGCUAGCGUUUGUGAUAUCGUCAGAUGAGUCUGACACUGAAUUGCAUCAUCAAUGGAAGAUCUUUGAGUCUGUUGGUGGUAAGGUGGUGACAUCCAGUUUUGACCUUUUGAUUGAUAUAAUACGAAAUCAAUUAAACACUCCAGUAGAACUAAUAGUUGAUGCUCUUCAAGGGUAUGAUGACCAUUUGGAAGAUAUAUUUUAUGAACCACAGGAUAAAAAAACAUUGACUUCUUUGAUCAAUUGGUGCAACUCCUCCGAGCAAUCAAAAGUCAUGUCAUUGGACAUCCCAUCGGGCAUAGAUGGUGGCUCGGGAAUACCUGAUGACGAGCUAAAGGUUGACUGUUCAUGGUGUAUUUCCAUGGGAUUACCACUAAAUGGUCUUCUUUUGGCUUACAAGAACAAUUAUUUAAGUGAUGAUGACAUUGUACACUAUUUGAUUGAUGUUGGUAUACCUAAUAAAGUAUUUCAAACGAAGCAAAAUUUGAGAAAGUUUGAUAAUUUUUGGUAUACUGCAGAAUCAUCCAUUAAAUUGGAUGUUGAAGCUUAG
This is a messenger RNA of Lodderomyces parapsilosis, 1542 nucleotides long. It is a transcript of the gene EDC3, whose product is annotated as Edc3p. Gene Ontology annotation, molecular function: mRNA binding. Bases 1 to 1542 code for a protein of 513 amino acids. The transcript has a single exon. The record is from RefSeq and is a predicted model, not a curated record. NCBI's taxonomy places the organism in Eukaryota, Fungi, Ascomycota, Pichiomycetes, Serinales, Debaryomycetaceae. Gene Ontology annotation, cellular component: P-body. Gene Ontology annotation, biological process: P-body assembly; deadenylation-independent decapping of nuclear-transcribed mRNA.